UCCCUGCGCGCCAGAGGGGUCUCACCGCCUCUUCCCACCGCUAGGGCCGCCUAGCCCCUCUCUGUCCGGUGAGGCUCACGCACCGACCCGCAACGAGCUCGUCGCGGCGGCGGUUGGACCCGAGCUCGCACAGCAGGCUCACAGAUGGGUCAGGGACUCUGGAGGGUUGCUAGGAAUCAGCAACUGCAACACCAAGGAUUCAGUGGACAAGGCUAUCUUACCAGAGAGCAUGGUAGGAGAAUAGCCACUAACAAUGUCUCCAAUACAAGCCACCGGAAACAAGCCCAAGGAGGUAUUGACAUCUACCACCUGCUGAAGACAAGAAAAUCUAAAGAACAAGAAGGAUUCAUUAACUUGGAAAUGCUGCCACCAGAGCUUAGUUUUACCAUUUUGUCAUAUCUGAAUGCAACUGAUCUCUGUCUAGCUUCGUGUGUCUGGCAGGAUCUCGCUAAUGAUGAGCUCCUCUGGCAAGGGUUGUGCAAAUCCACUUGGGGUCACUGUUCUAUAUACAAUAAGAAUCCACCUCUAGGAUUUUCUUUUAGAAAACUGUAUAUGCAACUAGAUGAGGGCAGCCUCACCUUUAAUGCCAACCCUGAUGAGGGAGUCAACUACUUUAUGUCCAAGGGCAUACUAGAUGAUUCGCCAAAGGAAAUAGCUAAGUUUAUCUUUUGCACAAGAACACUAAAUUGGAAGAAGCUGAGAAUCUAUCUCGAUGAAAGGCGAGAUGUUUUGGAUGACCUUGUGACGCUGCACAACUUUAGAAAUCAGUUCUUGCCAAAUGCACUGAGAGAGUUCUUCAGACAUAUUCAUGCCCCCGAGGAGCGCGGGGAAUAUCUUGAGACUCUCAUUACGAAGUUCUCUCACAGAUUCUGUGCUUGUAACCCUGAUUUGAUGAGAGAGCUUGGCCUUAGCCCUGAUGCAGUUUAUGUACUGUGUUACUCUUUGAUUCUUCUUUCCAUUGAUCUAACCAGCCCUCACGUGAAGAACAAAAUGUCAAAGAGAGAAUUCAUCCGGAAUACACGACGAGCUGCGCAGAAUAUUAGUGAAGAUUUUGUAGGGCACCUUUAUGACAACAUCUACCUUAUUGGCCACGUGGCUGCCUAAACGCACAAUUUACUAGCACAGUUUGUAAUUUUCAAAAACUACAUAGUUUCAAGAAAUAGAUUAUUUUGUAGAGAUGGGGGUUAUUUUAGUGCUGGUCAUUCUAACCUCUGUAUGCAAUCAAAGUUUGUGUGUAAGUGUAUGUAUGUGUAAACUACCUUUUCUAUCUAUUUACUGUGGGAAUGGAAGGAUUUGGAGAUUUGUUUUUCAUAAUUUUUUUUAAUUUUGCACAGAAUAGUGCCAUUAGUCUGACACAACUAAUUACAAAUGUUAAAACUGACAUUACAGUCUAAGCUGACAAAGUGGUGGAUUUGUGCAUUAGAUCUGCUUGAAACUUUAAUAAUUUCAUUCUUUUUAAGAUACUGUGUAAUGUGUAUAUAUUUAACUAAAGAGAUUUAUAAUCAUAAUUAUUUUAUUGUAAAAUAUUUUAACUAAAAUUGCUCCUCUCUCUUAAAAGCGUACUUCCUUCUUUUGCAUUAAACUUUUUUUUUUUAUAGUGCUAAUUACCUCAGAUACAUAAGUUAGAGAAAGGUAGAUCUCAAUACUGUGAUAAAGUCUGGGGGUUUUUUUUGUUUGUUUUUUGUUUGUUUGUUUUUUUCUGAGAGAUGGCAGAACACUUGUAAAGUAUCUAAGUUAAUAUUUAAUACUGUAUGACUAACUUGAAUAACCAUAUUGGUCACAUAGGCAUAGCCUAGGGAAAAUGUGCAUGUUGCACAGAGAUAGAAAACUUAUUUUGCUGGCAGCAGUUAAUGGUGGUAUAGAACACCUACAACCAGCUAUUCAGCCCUGUAAGCAAAGAAAACUUAAACAGGAAAAGCAGUGUAGGGAAGCUAACAUUGCUGCUUUCAACCAUCUCCCUCAGUGUGGAAGUGUCAGUGAUGGAAACGGCCAGGUAAAUUUAUAGCAGAUGAGUCAUUGUUAAAGCUGCUAAGAGCUGUGACCGAGUGAGCUUAGAAUGGUGACUGUGCAAGACUGGAGCUGUUUCAGACUGUUUUGGCCAACUCAGACUCUUCCUAAAUAUCUUCUGUAGCUAGAUUUUAAAUAGUUCUAAACUUUUGAAAAUACUUGAAAAACGGUUUCAAUCAGGUUGUGUCUUAUAUUCUCUGAAACAUGCAGAAUAUUAGCCGUGCAUUUGCAGUGCAAGUGCAGGAAGUUAUUAAGCAUUUGCCUUGUUUUAGUUCAUACUGCAGUACUUCUCAUAAACUGACAUUAUAUGUAGUUGAAAUAAGAGCCAUUCCUUAAUCUCUUCCUGAUUAUAUUUGCUUAUAUAAUACUCAGCUAUCUCUAGCAUCUGUUUUUAUCAUAAUAACUAAUAGAUAUAUCAUUUUUACAUACCACACCAUGUGAUGAGGUAGGAAGAUGUUCUUAGUUGUGUUUUACAAGCCUCUGUAGAGGUGGUUGUUGUUUGUUUUUAGUGCAAGAAGCUUAUGGCAGAGCCAGAAACUGAAUGCAGCUCAUACUCAUAGACAUAUACUUUGCCUACACUGCUGCUUUCUUUUUGGCACUGAGUGGAUAUUACAUUUGUUUUAGAUGUGAGAAGAAUGAUGACUGACAGUAUACUAAUUUCAGUCUACAUAAGGGCUACAUAAAUAAUGGGGGGAAAAACAGAGCUACAGCUGGUACCUCAAGUAUUUAGUAAAAACAGUUAUACUCAUCACUCUCAUCCACAUGCAAAAAUGCACCCAGAAAGAAUUGUAUUUUUUAAGUAAAUUACCUCUAAUCAAAUUUAAACAUAAUUUGUGUGGCGUACACAACCAAAGUCGGGAGCCAGCAGUAUUGCAGCAAUCUUCCUGUGAAGUUUUACAGUAUUGCUUCCCUCUCUCAGGGUAAGCUCUCAUCACUUCAUUCUGGGUCCUUUCAUAUAUUUCAGAAGGCUCAAGGAUACAUUCCUUAAUCAUUAGUCAUCAAUUAAUGUCAAACACAAAAUGUUAAAGGCAUAAUAUUAAACAUUGCCUUAGGCAAAGCUCUCUAGUCCUGUUUAAAAACAAAAAAAAGUUGUUAAAAAAAAAAAAAACAAGAAGGGUAAGCAUGUGCUCCUACUUGUGCAUGAAGGCUGCAGAAUACCACUUCCUAAAAUACACUCUUCAGAUGUUACAUACAUACAAAUAGGAAUUCCAUGAAUUCUGAAGUUUCAACAAGUUACAAUCUUAUCAGGAAAAGUUUUCUUCUGGGACCACAAAUGCAGCUCAGAGUCUAAUUCUCUUUUUCCUGGCCCCUCCGUUGACAUCAGAGAUAGUGGUUUUGAUUUUACACUGAUAUGAGAGUACAAUUCAUUAAUCUACAUUUCUCUUAAUUUCUAGUGACUCUCAGUUCCUAUCCUAAAACAAAACAAAGCCUCCAGGCAGGCAGAAUGUGUUCUUUCUGGAGUAGUUGAAUACAUCUAUUAACAAGGUUUAGAAAGCUUCAAGGCCCAUGUAAUAGCCAAGAAGAUAAAUUAGAAACAGGAGAAUAUGCUUAAAGUUUCUGUAAAUCCAGAAGGAAAAAAAAAAUUACUCCUAUAAAUAACAGCUUCUGAUCUUCACAAGAAAUUUUGAAUAGUGUUAAUUGAUUAGCACCUAUCUCAUGUUAUACAUUAUAUUAGCAGCUCAGAGUGGAUAGAAAGCAUCUAACUCAACGUGCCAUGUGUGAAUUCUUUUAGAAAUAUCCAAUAAACCAAAACUGACAAUAAA
Centrocercus urophasianus (Greater sage-grouse) is the source of this 3770-nucleotide messenger RNA. It is a transcript of the gene FBXO8, whose product is annotated as F-box protein 8. The record is from RefSeq and is a predicted model, not a curated record. Gene Ontology annotation, biological process: regulation of ARF protein signal transduction. Lineage: Eukaryota; Metazoa; Chordata; Aves; Galliformes; Phasianidae. The coding region runs from base 145 to 1104 and encodes 319 amino acids. Gene Ontology annotation, molecular function: protein binding; guanyl-nucleotide exchange factor activity. The transcript is spliced from 6 exons.